AUCCCUGGCCAACAGCUGGCCACUGUUACGUCAAAAUAGAGUAGUGAAAAGGUUAAAUUAAAUAAAACUAUAACAGACCGCGACACUCGUACUGCAUGUGACAUCUGCUUUCAACCUACGUGUGGACAAUGAUGAUUACGCCCAGUCUUAGUGUGAAAUAAUGGCCGCGUGCUAGGCGGCCCUUAUCAUCACCCAGCGAAUAAACCUUUGGCACGGGUCAGGUCAGGAGAGCCGCAAAGUUCCCACGAUUGCGUCCAUACAGUUGCUCUAAAACUGCACGGCGGAUGUGCAAUUGUCGUGUGCUUGCAUCCGCCUAAACGCUGAACGCUCAAGUUCAAGCCGAAUGCAGAUCGUGUCUUGGCUGGCUUGCGAUCGGACUAAGCCCGAAAGCCCGAAUUCCACCACGAAGACGAACGACUCUUUCACCACAGUUGGCGCGCAGGCGCUCAAGCCAGCUCUCGGGUGGCUCCAAAGCCACUAAAGCUCCACUUUGCUGGAGCUGCUGGAGCCAGACGCAAGCCAAACGCGCUUCGCUGCCGCCUCAUAUAAAAACCUUUGCCUCGUUCCGCCGUAGAUCUAGCGUUUGAAGAAGUGUAACUGACAGUCGACCGACCGCUUGUUUCGGGCGUGAGUGUGAAUCGAUCAUCGCAAAUAUCCUGCGAGUACCCAAAAAAAUAAAAAUAAAAUAAACCAGAACCAGAAUAAAAACCAAAGGAAGAAUGCCCUCAAAUAAUCAAUGAGCUGCACAUCCUCCUAAUUUCUGUGUGUUUUUGUGUGUGUGUCUCGAUCGUUUCUUGCACCUGCACUUCCUCUUUAACCAAACAAAACGAAAUAUAUAAAAGAAAAAACCAAAAAUUAAAUACAACAAAAUGGCCUGCAUGAGCACUUCCGGUCGCGUCGUGUGCGGUUCGCGUCGCCAGCAAACGCACAAAUUCCUGUGCCAACUCUUUGGACGACAUUCAGGAUAUGCCACGGCGGUCUCCAGUUCGGGUUCGGGUUCGGGUUCGGGAUCCCAGCUGCUGCCCAUCGCAAACACACAACAAUACCAAUUGGUGCGUCGCUUUCAUGGAUUAAGCUUCAACCUGGGCAAGGAUUAUCUCGAUUUGCUGCAAAACGCCCACAGCUGCAGUCAGAAUCUGAAGUACUCGCAGUGCUCGAAGACGAAUCUGAGGCAACAUAGCUCGGUGCACACCCAACAGCCCGCCGGUCCUGUCCGAGAGAUCCAGAUCGAUCCGUACAUCAUACUGGACGACGAACUUAAGUACUUCUAUGAUGAUGUCAGAGAUUUGCUGCAAUCGGGAACUUCCCAGCCGGAGCUGGACACCAUCGCCAGCUACUACUUCGAUGGCCAGGGUAAGGCCCUGCGGCCCAUGGUCACCAUGCUGAUGGCCAAGGCGAUAAACUAUCAUUUGAACAACGAGUCACACCAAUUAGUACACAAACAACGACAGGUCGCUCUCUUCUCCGAGAUGGUACACUCGGCCAGCCUGGUGCACGACGAUGUCAUCGAUCAGUCGGACUUCCGACGCGGCAAGCCCAGCGUUAACGCUCUGUGGAAUCAUAAAAAGGUCACAAUGGCUGGUGAUUAUAUCUUAUCGAUUGCCUCAAUUAUGAUAGCCCGUCUCCGCAGCGACGAUGUGACGAUCGUCUUGAGUCAGAUAUUAACCGAUUUGGUUCAAGGCGAGUUCAUGCAGCUGGGCUCAAGGGAAACGGAGAACGAGCGUUUCGCCCACUAUCUGACCAAGACAUACAGGAAGACCGCAUCGCUGAUUGCCAACGCACUGAAGGCGACCGCCGUCAUUGCCCAGGCCGAUGAUAAUGUGGCUGAAGUGGCCUUCCAGUACGGACGAAACAUUGGCCUGGCCUUUCAACUGGUCGACGACAUGCUGGACUUUGUCUCAUCCACCGAACAGAUGGGAAAGCCAACGGCGGCAGACCUCAAACUGGGCCUGGCCACGGCUCCAGUUCUCUUUGCAUGCGAAAAGUACCCCGAGCUGAAUCCCAUGGUGAUGCGACGCUUCAGCGAGCCCGGAGAUGUGGAGCGGGCCUUUGAGCUGGUGCACAAGUCGCACGGACUGGAGCAGACCCGCUUCCUGGCCAAGAAGCACUGCAACGAGGCGAUACGGCUGGCCCAGGAGCUGACGGAGUCGCCCUACCAGAAGGGCCUACAGGUCGUGGCCGACCUAGUCAUCAACCGCUUGAAGUAGAGCGUAAUGAAUCAGAACUACAAUUUAAAUAUACUAUAAUGGAAUUACAAUAUGUAGGCUAAGAGCGGGCCACACUCGGUGUUCGGAUUAGGUUUUUGCCGGCACAUAAACGAAUAACGUCAAAUUGUAAAGAAGAUUUAUUAUUUAGUUUUUAGGCAUCUGUUGUUGACACUGUAAAUAAUUGCAUAAAAACAAACAAAACAAAAACAAAACGAAAACAAAAACAAAAACAAAAUAAACGGCAACGUUUGCUGUACAUAAAAACGA
This is a messenger RNA of Drosophila miranda, 2474 nucleotides long. It is a transcript of the gene qless, whose product is annotated as decaprenyl-diphosphate synthase subunit 1. Gene Ontology annotation, molecular function: prenyltransferase activity. Gene Ontology annotation, biological process: ubiquinone biosynthetic process; isoprenoid biosynthetic process. The coding region runs from base 870 to 2207 and encodes 445 amino acids. The record is from RefSeq and is a predicted model, not a curated record. NCBI's taxonomy places the organism in Eukaryota, Metazoa, Arthropoda, Insecta, Diptera, Drosophilidae. Gene Ontology annotation, cellular component: transferase complex; mitochondrion. The transcript has 8 exons.